AUGGUCAAAGUCGCAGAGAACCGUGUUAUUGAUCUCGACCUUCUCCCAGGCGAUUCAAAGGCAGACAGGCUCUCGGAGCAAACCAAAGCUGCAAUUGCUGGCAAAGUCCCCCAAGACGAAGCUCAAGGAGUCUCCUCUAAUACCCAAAGCGCCGUCGCCGCCCUCGGAGGUACCGUAGGAGGAGGCGUAAAAGGACUCGUCGACACCGUCGGCAACACUGUUGGAUCUCUCGGCGAGGGCGUGGUUGGAACUGUCCAGGGUGUCGGAGACGGCUUGGGCAGCACUGUACAAUUUGCUGGAGGUGCGGUCGGUGCUGGUGCCGGCAAAAUAGGCGACAUGUUUUCAGGCGGUAGCAAGCAGGGCAGCCAAGAUGCCAAAGAAGCCCAGAAAGAGCGUUUGGAGGAAGCUACAGACAAGACCAAGGAGAUUGGCGGCGAUGUAGCAAAGUCAGUUGAGGAACACAGCAAGCAAGCCACUAAUGCGGCCAAAGAGGGUGGUGAAGGCACGAAUGAUACUGUUGCAGGUUUGGCAGAAGACAGCAAAGAGAAGGUGGCGGGUGUGUCUUCAUCUUCGUCGUGA
Messenger RNA from Fonsecaea nubica, 579 nucleotides. RefSeq lists its product as hypothetical. Bases 1 to 579 code for a protein of 192 amino acids. The record is from RefSeq and is a predicted model, not a curated record. Lineage: Eukaryota; Fungi; Ascomycota; Eurotiomycetes; Chaetothyriales; Herpotrichiellaceae. The transcript has 3 exons.